This is a messenger RNA of Calidris pugnax (ruff), 1042 nucleotides long. Its product is annotated as C-type lectin domain family 2 member B-like. The transcript has 6 exons. Bases 67 to 666 code for a protein of 199 amino acids. Lineage: Eukaryota; Metazoa; Chordata; Aves; Charadriiformes; Scolopacidae. The record is from RefSeq and is a predicted model, not a curated record.
UCAGUGACUCACCCCUGUUGGCGGCGGUUUGUGCAGCGGAGGUGGACAGUGCGCCGGGACAGUGUCAUGGGACAAGGGAACGGAUUCCCGUGGGAGAGGAAGGGGAUCUGUUCCAGCAGUGGGAACGUGGAGGAGCCCCUGAGUCUCCGGGAGGGAGGAGUGUCCCCCCAUCCAGAGGUGCCUGGGGAUACAGACCGAAGGAUGCACAGAACAGUCCUGGGCAAGCUGUGUGUACUCCAUCCAGUGUGUGUCCUGGUGGUGGCUGUGCUGGUGGCUCUGGUCCUGGCUCUGGCCGUGGCUGUUGCUGUGCUCUCAGCAAGAACAUGUGGAGGGGAUCCAGCUGUGCCUGUGGCUCCGGUGCUGGCGUGUCCUGAUGGCUGGGUCGGGUACCGCAAUGUCUGCUACUACCUCUCGAGGGACCAGGGGAGCUGGGAGUGGAGCCAGGAGCAGUGCUCCUCGCGUGGGGCCUCGCUGGCCGUGCUGAGGAGGGAGUGGGAAAUGGAGUUUCUCUCACGCCUGAAGGGCAACAUCGAUUACUGGAUUGGGCUGCGGAGACGGGGUGAGCACCUGGAGUGGGUGGACGGCAGCAGCUUCAACCAGACGAUCCCAGUGGUGGGAGAAGAACCUUGUCUGUUCCUCAAUGAUCACGAUCUCCUGAGUGCCUGAGAGACGGCACUAUCUCUGCAGCAAACCUAUGCUCCAGUGAGAACCACUUGACAGAAGUGGUGGAGAAAGGCCCUUCUCCAUGGUGGGGACUCACAGCUUCCCCUCUUCCAGCAGCACAGAGUGGUGCAGGGAUGUCCUUCCCUCAGCUGCUGCUCUGGUUGCUCCUGGUCUCAGCAGAAACUCGCUGCCAGCUCUCAGGAGAUGAACCUGCAGGUCAGGAGCUGUGGUGGGAGCUGCCAUGUGCCUGCCUGGGCUGGGACCCCCACCAUGGAACUGGUUUCUCUUUCCUUCUCUCUGGGACCAUCCCAGAAGUCUUCUUGUUUGUGCCACAAGUCAUAUUGUCCUAGUGUGAGGUAGAACAGAACCAACUUUCUCU